AUGACGCGAAGUGGUGUCACAGACAACACAACUGGUGGAGCCACGGUUGUGUUGUGCCCAAAGCAUACUGAGCAGACACUCAGAGAGAUUGAGGAAGCCAGACAGGUCGUCGAGAGCACUCGUACUCCCGAGGAUAUUGAGGAUGACCAAUGGGACACAUCAAUGGUAGCCGAGUAUGGUGAUGAGAUUUUUGAGUACAUGCGCACUCUCGAAGUACGCAUGCGCCCGAAUCCACACUAUAUGGAUUUUCAGAACGAGUGUCAAUGGUCGAUGCGAUCCGUUCUCAUGGACUGGAUGAUCCAGGUUCACACUCGCUUCACCCUCUUGCCCGAGACUCUGUUCCUUGCCGUCAACUAUAUCGACCGUUUCCUCUCUUACAAGGUCAUCUCACUAGGAAAGCUGCAGCUCGUCGGCGCCACCGCCAUCUUUCUUGCCGCAAAGUAUGAGGAAGUCAACUGCCCGUCCGUCCAGGAAGUUGUUUACAUGGUCGAUGGAGGGUACACCCAGGAUGAGAUCCUCAAGGCUGAGCGAUACAUGCUCAGUAUGCUCUCGUUUGAGCUCGGCUGGCCUGGCCCCAUGAGUUUCCUGCGCCGCAUCAGCAAGGCCGAUGACUACGACCUUGAGACAAGAACCCUGGCAAAGUACUUCCUGGAAAUCACCAUCAUGGACGAACGUUUUGUUGGCUGCACUCCGAGUUUCCUGGCUGCAGGCGCCCACUGUCUUGCUCGCCUCAUGUUGCGCAAAGGCCAGUGGACCCAGGCUCACGUCUACUACUCCAACUACACCUACGCACAGAUCCGUCAGCUCUUGGCUGUCAUGGUCGAAUGUUGCGAGGCACCUGAUGUUCAUCACAAUGCCGUCUUCCACAAGUACCAGGAUCGCCGUUUCAAGCGCGCAUCUCUCUUCGUCCAGACCGAGAUGAAGAAGGGCUUCAAGCUUCCUGUCUACUAA
Molecule: messenger RNA, 951 nt
Organism: Aureobasidium namibiae CBS 147.97
Lineage: Eukaryota; Fungi; Ascomycota; Dothideomycetes; Dothideales; Saccotheciaceae
Exons: 2
Coding region: 1-951 (316 amino acids)
Biological process (GO): regulation of cyclin-dependent protein serine/threonine kinase activity; mitotic cell cycle phase transition
Cellular component (GO): centrosome; cytoplasm; cyclin-dependent protein kinase holoenzyme complex
Molecular function (GO): cyclin-dependent protein serine/threonine kinase regulator activity
Source: RefSeq, a predicted model, not a curated record